AUUUGAAGAAGGAUAAGAUGUUGAAGUCUAAUUUGGAAGCGUUGAAUCCUUUGCAUAAUCCUAUUUUACAAGAUCCUGAUAGUUAUGGUGUCACUGGCCUCACCAAGGUUGAUAAACUCUUGCAAAAGUCACUGGUAUUUUUUGAUUCAUUGUGGUAUGAUUGUUGUAGAAUGUUGAUAUUGAUUGAUUAUAAGAGAAGUUAUUGAGAAAUAUCUUGAGAUUAACGAUUUGGUUAGAAACAUGGUUCUGGACAAAACAUUAUGACAGAAGUUGAUCCAUAUAGUUGACCCCACUUAGUGAGAUAAGACUUGAUUGUUGUUGUUGUAGUAUGCUUACUAAUAGCAUGAACUUGUCUCGCCGCCCCUCAAAACCAAGUGGGACUCGAUGGAAUUCAGAAGUGCACUGCAACCUGCAUGUGUACUGUGUGCAUUUUACCGAAGGUUAUCGAUUUGACAGGAUUUUCUCAUCAUUCUGUCUAUAUCUGGAAGCUGUUUCUGUACUACCCUAACUGCUGGCCAUGCAGAACACUCAAGUAUAAUUUUCUCAUCAUAUGGGAUCUGAUUAUGUUGCUUUUCAUCCUCAAUUGUUUCAUUUUGUACAUUCAGAUUAUUGAGUCAUUCACUGCUCAUUAUGUAACCGCACCUAGCAAGAUUUACGAGCUGUGCUCAUUGGGUGUUAGAUCCAUGUUGACAUUUGUUGGUUGCCUCAGUGGUAUGCUUAUGGCCGUCAAUGGUUAUUAUCUCAGAAAUUGUCAAAACCUUCAUCUUAGCAGAUUUCUGUUACUACUUACUUUUAUGUCAAAAGACUUGCGAGAGAAAUUGUAUGGGGCCCAAAAACCCUUCAAGAGGGAAGUUUCAGGCUUCUAUUGGAGUACAUGAGAUUUUCAGCCCAGAGAUAUGGAAAGCAGCUUUAACAGAAUUAGUUGCAACUGCCUCACUAAUGUUCACCUUGUCUACCACCAUUAUUGCAUGCUUGGACUCACAUGAAGUUGAUCCUAAGCUUAGUGUCCCCUUUGCAGUCUUCAUCAUAGUCUUCUUAUUCCUAAUUGUCACAGUUCCUCUAUCUGGUGGCCAUAUGAGCCCUGUUUUCACAUUAAUAGCUACUCUAAAAGGUGUUACCACUCUUUCUCGUGCACUCCUUUAUAUCUUAGCACAAUGCAUUGGCUCGAUAAUUGGUUUCUAUAUACUCAAGUGUGUGAUGGAUCCAAGACUAGUAAACACAUAUUCAUUGGGAGGUUGUGCUAUUGGUGGCAAAGGACUUAAUUCUAGUAUCAAUCAGUAUGAAGCUUUGUUAUUGGAAUUCUCUUGCACAUUUUUAGUACUCUUUUUGGGUGUCACAUUGGCUUUUGACAAAAAAAGGUCAAAGAAUUUGGGCUUGCCGAUGGUAUGUUUGGUGAUAGCUGGAGCCAUGGCAUUGGCAGUGUUUAUGUCCAUAACUGUAACUGGACGGGCUGGUUAUGCUGGUGUUGGGCUUAACCCAGCAAGAUGCCUAGGUGCUGCAUUGGUUCAUGGAGGUUCACUAUGGGAUGGGCUUUGGAUUUUUUGGGCUGGGCCUAUUUUGGCCUGUUUAAUCUAUUAUAGUGUCUCUAUCAACCUACCAAAAGACAGUUUGGUUUUGAUGGACGGAGAAAAUGAUGGCUUAAAGUUGCCUCUUGGUUCUAGUGUGACAAUACCUAAUGGUGACAUUUCAAAGGAGACUUUUUAUUCUGCCUCUCAUGUUUCUCAAAACACUUGAUUUGUUUUGAUUAUGUAAUUCGAAUGUUGGUUUUGCAUAAUCCGAGCAUGUUUUGAGAAAUGUCGAGGAUAGAUAAACUAUCUGAAUUAAACUAUAUCACAAUAGAAGAAAGUGAAGCUGAUUUCAAGUUAUGCGUGGAAAGGGAUAAACUUUGUGACUUUGUUGUCGUGCUAGUUAACAACUACACUUACUAAUAGUAGUUGAUUAACGGAAAGGAAACUAUUUUCAUUCACUUUUUCUCUUGUAUUAUUAGAAAUUACUAGAAUAUAGGUUCAAUUACUACUUAGGACUUAUUGUGUAUUGUGUUUUGGCUUUUAAGUAUUUAAAAACAGUUUUGAAAAA
Molecule: messenger RNA, 2076 nt
Organism: Lathyrus oleraceus (garden pea)
Lineage: Eukaryota; Viridiplantae; Streptophyta; Magnoliopsida; Fabales; Fabaceae
Product: aquaporin PIP2-7
Exons: 6
Coding region: 730-1734 (334 amino acids)
Biological process (GO): transmembrane transport
Cellular component (GO): membrane
Molecular function (GO): channel activity
Source: RefSeq, a predicted model, not a curated record